This is a messenger RNA of Verticillium dahliae VdLs.17, 831 nucleotides long. RefSeq lists its product as uncharacterized. The coding region runs from base 1 to 831 and encodes 276 amino acids. The record is from RefSeq and is a predicted model, not a curated record. Lineage: Eukaryota; Fungi; Ascomycota; Sordariomycetes; Glomerellales; Plectosphaerellaceae. Gene Ontology annotation, cellular component: membrane. The transcript is spliced from 3 exons.
AUGGCCGGGGCCAUCAUCUUCACACUGCUCUUCUUCGGCACCACCACCGCCCACUUCUAUCAACUCUUCCGCGGCCGGACCUGGUUCAUGAUCCCGCUCGCCAUUGGAGGCAUUCUCGAGUUCAUCGGCUACGCAGCACGUGCUCGCUCUAGCCAGGAGUCACCGGACUGGACUCUGGGCCCGUACAUUGUCCAGGCCCUCCUCAUCCUCAUCGCUCCAGCCCUGUUCGCCGCAACCAUCUACAUGCAGCUGGGUCGUAUCGUGACGCUUGUCCAUGGCGAGGGUUAUACACUCAUUCGAAAGACCUGGAUGACGAAGAUCUUUGUCUGUGGAGAUAUCCUGCCGUUCAUGGUGCAGAGUGCAGGUGGUGGUUUGCAGGCCACUGGUGGCGCGUCUAGUCUGGAGAUGGGUGCCAAUAUCACCGUUGCCGGCCUCUUCAUCCAACUGCUAUUCUUCGGGAUUUUCAUCGUCGUUGCCGUUUCGUUCCACCUGAAGGUUCGUCGCUAUCCCACGGUGGUCACCCGGGGCACCACGCCCUGGGAGAGACACAUGAUGGCUCUCUUCUUGAGCAGCUUGCUCAUCAUGGUUCGCUCCAUCUUCAGGGUGGUUGAAUACCUACAGGGGUUCGACGGCUACCUACUUAGCCACGAAGCGUACCUGUAUGUGUUUGAUGCGUUGCUGAUGUGGCUGGCCAUGAUCUUGUUCAACUGGUUACAUCCGGCCGAGAUCCUUUCGGUCAGGGUGGGAAACCCUUCAAAGGCGACGAGGGAUAGGUAUGCCAUGGGACCUGUUUCGCCGAGUCACCGACGCUUAAGGUCUGACGUAGUCUGA